Molecule: messenger RNA, 459 nt
Organism: Amborella trichopoda
Lineage: Eukaryota; Viridiplantae; Streptophyta; Magnoliopsida; Amborellales; Amborellaceae
Molecular function (GO): nucleic acid binding; RNA-DNA hybrid ribonuclease activity
Source: RefSeq, a predicted model, not a curated record
AUGGAUCCACUCAAGUACCUGCUAGAAAGACAUAUUCUACAUGGACGAUUAGUCAAAUGGAGAAUGCUCUUAAGUGAAUUUGACAUCGAAUAUGUUACUCAAAAAUCAGUCAAGGGGCAAGCAAUUUCCGAUCAUUUAGCUGAACAUGUCUUACAUGACUGCGUCCCCAUCAAAACGGAUUUCCCUAAUGAGGACCUCUUUGUCAUUGAGGAUCCCACUUGGGAGUUAUACUUUGAUGGGGCUAGGAAUGAAUAUGUCACUGGUAUCAGAGUCAUCGUAUGCUCUCCAGAGAAAAUAAUGUUUCCAAUCGCUAUAAGGCUCAAUUUUUCCUGCACAAGCAAUGUUGCAGAAUAUGAAGCCUUAAUAUCUGGUCUCGAGAACGCCUGUGAACUCCAAAUUGAACAAUUACGGGUCAUGGGAGAUUAUUUGCUUGUAAUAAAUCAAGUGAACGGAGAAUGA